AUGCUGACGAUUUCUUCGAUUAGGACAGCAUGGUCUAGGCUUGCUGCAGGCCCAUCGAUGGCUGCACCAAUAGUCUUUUCUCUUUUAUCCACUCCAGUCAACAUCACACAUUCAUCUAGAGGCUUCAAGAAACACAUGGGCGAAUCUCUGCCCCAGUCUGCUGGUCGAUCCGUUGUUGUCAAAGGCACCAACUCUACUCAGGCUUACUUCCAACUGCGGCGUAUCCUUGAAGAAAGCAACUUUCGUGCACUAGUUAGAGGCCAAGAGCGAUUCGAGUCUAACCCAGACAAGCGUCGAAGGAAGCGCAAAGAGCGAGACUGGGCCAUCUAUAUGGCUGAACUGAGACGUCAAACUGCACAAGCCCGUGAUUUAACCAAAAGACAUGAACGGGAAAAAGAACACUACAGGGAUAUCUAA
Molecule: messenger RNA, 417 nt
Organism: Batrachochytrium dendrobatidis JAM81
Lineage: Eukaryota; Fungi; Chytridiomycota; Chytridiomycetes; Rhizophydiales
Exons: 2
Coding region: 1-417 (138 amino acids)
Biological process (GO): translation
Cellular component (GO): ribosome
Molecular function (GO): structural constituent of ribosome
Source: RefSeq, a predicted model, not a curated record